Molecule: messenger RNA, 1667 nt
Organism: Monopterus albus (swamp eel)
Lineage: Eukaryota; Metazoa; Chordata; Actinopteri; Synbranchiformes; Synbranchidae
Gene: meox2a
Product: mesenchyme homeobox 2a
Exons: 3
Coding region: 99-1043 (314 amino acids)
Biological process (GO): positive regulation of transcription by RNA polymerase II; somite development
Cellular component (GO): nucleus
Molecular function (GO): DNA-binding transcription factor activity, RNA polymerase II-specific; RNA polymerase II cis-regulatory region sequence-specific DNA binding
Source: RefSeq, a predicted model, not a curated record
AUGCUUGUGGCCUUUUUGUUUUUGGCAGAUUUAGUAACUUUACCACUUUUCACUUGCCAUUCUCACCUUUCCUGGAGGGCCGUGUGUGUUUGCGUGCGAUGGAUCACACUCUGUUUGGCUGCCUGCGGAGCACUCAUGUCCCGACACAGGCCCUGCAUCCCGCCUUCACACAGUCACCUUUGACUCUCCACGGACGCUCGGACCAUGUCUCCUACCCUGACCUGGCCUCUUCAUCUUCCUCUUCCUCCACCUCUUCACCCUCGCCCUGCGUUAUCUCCAGCUACCCGGCCGAUGAUGGCCUGUUUCCCGGGCAGCACCACCACCAUCCCCACCGGGGUCACUUGCCGUCCCAGCAGCAUCACCACCCGCCUCAGCACCAUGGAUCUUGGCAUAUCCCACAGAUGUCUUCACCUGGCAGCAGCAUACGCCACAGUCUUUGCCAGCCGCACUCUCAUUCACCCCAUAACAGCGGCCCCACACCCCCAGACCUGGCCCACCCUGGUGGCCCCAGUAUGUGCGCCAGCACCCCUAGUGUGGGCAGUGGCAGCACCCCUACAGGGGCCUCCUGUGUGCCUGCAGAUUUUGGCAGACAGACUCUGUCACCUGCUGAGGCUGAGAAGAGGAAUGGAAAGAGGAAAAGUGACAGUUCAGAGUCGCAGGAUGGGAAUUACAAGUCAGACGUGAGCAGCAAACCCAGGAAGGAAAGGACGGCGUUCACCAAGGAGCAGAUCCGAGAGCUUGAGGCUGAGUUCGCCCACCACAACUACCUAACCAGACUAAGGCGCUAUGAGAUUGCCGUCAACCUCGACCUCACCGAAAGACAGGUGAAGGUGUGGUUUCAGAACAGGAGGAUGAAGUGGAAAAGAGUGAAGGGCGGCCAACAGGGAGCAGCAGCUCGAGAGAAAGAACUAGUGAAUGUGAAAAAGGGGACACUGCUGCCAUCAGAGUUCUCUGGCAUCGCAGCCCUCCAUCAUUCAACGGACUCCUUAGCCAAUGAGGACAGUCAUGACAGCGACCAGAGCUCUGACCAUGCUCACUUAUGAUGCACAGACCCUCGUCCCCACCCCAUCAGAGAAAAGGCCCUGCCUCUGCCUCAGGACUGUCCUUAAAAGGGCUGCUGUUUGCUGAUUCGCCAUCGUCAUACAACGAUGCUAAAUAAGUGUACAAAUGUACUGCGGAAUGACGUGGGUUAGAAAAACCAGUUAUUGUGAAGGCAAAAUGUAAGUUUUCAAGAACUGAGAUGAGAAGAUGGUGAAAUAUUUCAAACUGCCAAAAUGGUCAAAAAUGGCCUUCAUAUAUGAAAAGAAAAGGAGUCUUAUACUUACUGAAAUGUGAUGCCUUGGCUACAGAAAUUCACUGAAUAAUACAGAACAUUUUGGAAAUCAUAUUAGGUCGAACUGUUGUAAACAUUCCAUGUUUUGUGCUUUGAGAGACGCAGGCUCAAGCUUUGAUUUGCACUGCUGAACAUACAGCCUGCACCUCAAUCAGUUUCUAUUGUAUAAAAUGUAAAUUACAGUGUAACUGAGUUACUGAUCAAAUCAAGUGCCAGGAGAUCAAAUUUGCCUAGCUAAUAUAAAUGAUCUGUAAAUAAUUCUCAGUAUUGUCUUACCUUAACAAUAAUUUUAUACCCCCACUAUCCAGCUCAUGCAAUAAUAAAAACACUGACA